Messenger RNA from Funneliformis caledonium, 1248 nucleotides. NCBI's taxonomy places the organism in Eukaryota, Fungi, Glomeromycota, Glomeromycetes, Glomerales, Glomeraceae. The record is from the annotation of a GenBank genome assembly.
AUGGUUUUUACAGAACGACAACGUUAUACUGUCGGCAUCAUAGUAUUACUUUGUGUGGUACUGAUUUGGGUCGGUUCUUCGUUUUUAAUGAACAAUAUGUUUGGAGAACAAGAUUAUAAUAAACCAUUCGCCAUUACAUAUGUAAAUACAGCUUCCUUUUCAUUAUAUUUAUUAUACUUUCUUUGUAAUAAGAAGCGUCCUAUAGAUAAACAAAGAAUAAUUGAAUUUAACAACGCGUUGUAUGAUGCUCUAUCACGUUCUUCAUUUGAUUCAACAAGUGAAGCUUCAUCGAAUUCAAAUGAUGGUAUGAAUGAUUUCCAAGAAAAUAUUACAUUACAACCCGAGGAUCACUCUAUGUACUCAUCAUCUCUUGAAUUAGGGUUAAUUAAUGACAAUAAUUCUUCUUUUAUCCGAUCACAUCAUGAAACAUCAGAUAAUCAUCCUCAUAUCGACCCUCAUGAUGUACUUUCGUCCAUGCGCGAUGAUGAAAAUCUGUCAACUCGACAGAUUGCCAAGUUAGGAUUUACCUUUUGUAUGUUAUGGUUUGCAGCCAAUUGGAGUACCAAUGCAUCCCUUGCGUAUACAUCUGUCGCAAGUAGCACAAUUUUAUCUUCAACUUCAGGUUUUUUCACUUUAGUUAUUGGAUCUUUGGUUAGAGUUGAAAAGUUUACAUUCCUUAAAUUUGUAGCAGUUGUAAUAAGUCUACAUACUUCUACUAAUUCAUUGUUUGGUGACAUUCUUGCUCUAAUUGGAGCUUUCUUUUAUGGAUGUUACACUAUUUUAUUGAAAUUACGUAUUCAAAACGAAUCUCGUGUUAAUAUGCCUUUGUUCUUUGGAUUUGUUGGGAUUUUCAAUGUGAUUUUGCUAUGGCCAUUAUUUUGGUUGUUGCAUUUUACUGGGUUAGAGCACUUUCAACUUCCACCAAAUAAUACCAUAUGGAUAAUGGUUGCAAUAAAUGCAUUGAUAGGUACUUUCUUAUCUGACUAUCUCUGGCUUAUUGCCGUUUUGAUGACGUCACCGCUAAUUGUUACGCUUGGGUUGAGUUUGACGAUACCUUUGGCAUUGCUUGGUGAUAUAUUUUUCAAAGGACUUUUCAUGAGCACAGGGUAUUGUUUUGGAGUUAUUAUGGUGAUUAGUGGAUUUAUUGGUGUGAAUUUUUUGGAGAUUAAAGAAAAAUCUAAUGAUCGAAAGCCCGAGAUAUAUUUAGAUAAUGAAAGAAAUUCUGUUCGUAUUUUAUCAGUACAAUAG